This is a messenger RNA of Zophobas morio, 1680 nucleotides long. Its product is annotated as cytochrome P450 6a2-like. The record is from RefSeq and is a predicted model, not a curated record. Lineage: Eukaryota; Metazoa; Arthropoda; Insecta; Coleoptera; Tenebrionidae. Gene Ontology annotation, molecular function: heme binding; oxidoreductase activity, acting on paired donors, with incorporation or reduction of molecular oxygen; monooxygenase activity. The transcript is spliced from 3 exons. Bases 68 to 1579 code for a protein of 503 amino acids.
AUAUAGUUCAAUUCGUAAUCAUCUACAAGCAGAUGACUAGUGAAAAAUAACUACUUAUAAAACUACCAUGAUCGUGCCAACUCUGUCGAAUUCACCAGUAACAGAAAUUCUGUGCAUAUUCAUAACAGUAGUUCUAUUAACAUGGUACCUCUACUACCUGUAUUGCUUUACCUACUGGAAGAAGAAAGGCGUUCCAACUAGUCCUCCGAAUUUUCCAGCAGGUAACAUUCUAAAACCGGUACUAGGUCAAGAAAAUCUGUACGUAACAGUAGCCAAAUACUACGAGGAAUUUAGAAAAAGGGGAUACAGACACGCAGGAUUAUAUUUUUUCAACGGCCCCAUUUACUUUCCCAUUGAUCCAGAAAUAGUUAAGUCUAUAUUAACUACCGAUUUUGAGUGUUUCGUGGACAGGGGCACGUUCGUCGAUGAAGAAAGAUUCCCUCUAAGCGGAAACCUAUUCAGUCUAGAAGGUUUAAGAUGGAAACAUCUUCGAAACAAAUUAUCUCCAACCUUCACUUCUGGAAAACUGAAAACCAUGUACGCAAUUUUUUUAAAGGUGACUGAAAACUUCAUGGAAACUGUUGAACCGAUAGCGCAGAAGGGUGGCGAAAUCAACAUAAAAUAUCUCUCUUCAAGAUUCACUGCGGAUAUUAUUUUUUCAACAGCCUUCGGUUUGGAAAGUAAUAUUUUGGAAGAUCCUACAAGCAAACUUGGUCACAUCGUGCUCAAUUUGUUUAAUAUUCCAGCGUGGACCUUUAUCAAAACUGUGAUUAUUGAAGGGUUUCAAAAUCCCGGAAACAUUGUUAAAGCGUUUUUGGAGCAUCACACCAAGGAAAAUUUGUUUGACGGUAUUGUGAAAGACACAAUUAAACGCAGAGAUGAAAAUAAGAUUAAGCGAAAAGACUUUUUAUCUUUACUUUUGGAAGUCAGAGAUAAUGAAGGUUUAACUUCGGAUGAAAUUUUGGCACAAUGUUUCCUUUUCUUGUUGGCUGGUUUUGAAACCUCUUCGCAAACAAUCAGUUACUGCAUUCAUGAAUUGGCCCAUAAUCAAGAUCUACAAGACAAACUAAGAAAGGAAAUUUUUGAUGAGCUAGGACCAGAUGUUCGGACAUAUAAAUACGAAGACAUUUUCAGACUUCCGUAUUUGGACAAAGUUUUCAAUGAAACCUUGCGAUUGUACCCUGUGCUCGGAUUUUUCAACAGAAUUUGUGUCAAACCAUUCCAAGUUCAGGGGACGAAUGUUGUUAUUGAUAAAGGGACGCCUGUGUUGAUUCCAGUGUUAGGACUUCAGCACGAUCCUGAAUAUUUUCCUGAUCCUUUGGAGUUUGAUCCGGAAAGGUUUAAUGAAAAUCAAAAGCAAGUACCGUUUACUUUCCUGCCCUUUGGAGAUGGACCUAGAUUUUGUAUUGGUAUGAGAUAUGGGAAGCUUCAAACUAAAUUAGGUAUUGCUGCCUUAAUAUCCCAGUUCAAGUUCUUCCCGAGUCCAAGCACACCUAAACAUAUUGAACUUGAUAAAUUUUCGAAAAGUCUGGCUCCGGUGCCUGCCAAAGGGGUGACUGUCAGAGUUGAAAAAUUGUAGAUCGUAAUCACGAUACAAAUAAAGUCAAGUUUUUUAACCUAUAUCUUAUAUGUGCCUAUAUAUAUCUUGUAUGCUAAUCAAAUACAUUUUUUUUUGAGAAA